AUGGAGCAGGCUAAGUAUAUAACCACUCUUAGGAGUGGGAAGAUUAUUGACAAAACCAUUUUGGCGAGGGCCGAAAAGCCUAAGGACCCACAAGGAACUAAGAAUGAUGGACCUAACAAUGGCCCACAUGAGGAAGAACCAAAAAAAGACUGUCCUUGUCCGUCUCACGAAAGGACGCCCAAAAUUGGGCGCGCGCUCAAAAACACGGCCGCGCCCAACUCUCUCUCUCUCCGUUCCCUAUUACUCUAUCCCUCCGUUCCGCUCUCCCUCUGGAUCUUUGCUCCAUCUUCUCAUUCUCCUCCCUCUCUCUCCAAUGCAUAUCCGCCCUCUCUAACUCUCUCCAUUGCAGCAGUUGUGAAGCUCUUACCCGAAGAAAUCCACGUCAUUCAAAACCCUUCUCAUAUCUUUGAGGCAGAGAAUACAUUUGGAGAUAUAAGUGGCAAGGUAGUAGCAGACUUUGGUUGUGGUUGUGGUACAUUGGGUAUUGCAGGUGCUCUUUUGGGUGCCGAACAUGUGGUUGGCAUUGACAUUGAUUCUCAAUCUUUAGAAAUUGCUUCAUUAAACGCUGCAGAUCUUGAGUUGGACAUAAAUCUUAUCUGGUGUGACAUCAAAAAUUUACAAUGGAGAGGCAAAAUAGUCGACACUGUUGUAAUGAACCCUCCAUUUGGGACUCGGAAAAAAGGUUCCAACAUGGAUUUUCUCUUUACAACUUUAAAGGUUGCCUCUCACGCAGUCUAUUCAUUGCAUAAGACCACAGCAAGAGACCAUGUGAGACGAGCGGCCUUACGUGAUUUCAAUGCUAAAAGUGCCGAGGUUUUGUGCGAGGGGCCAUACUAUUGUGGUGCUGGAGUUGACAAGGCACUUGGACGAUCUUACAUUUGGACGAUCUCUGCUCGUAUUAUACUUACAACCGGCGAUCAGUUGUAUUUUGAAAUUUGUUUAUUUAGAAAUGUGAAUGCAGGAUGCAUUGCAUGAUUUGAUUGCUAUUUGUAAUAUGAAUGGAUCGUUUUCUU
Molecule: messenger RNA, 1013 nt
Organism: Magnolia sinica
Lineage: Eukaryota; Viridiplantae; Streptophyta; Magnoliopsida; Magnoliales; Magnoliaceae
Exons: 9
Coding region: 1-975 (324 amino acids)
Biological process (GO): rRNA methylation
Molecular function (GO): nucleic acid binding; rRNA (adenine-N6-)-methyltransferase activity
Source: RefSeq, a predicted model, not a curated record